This is a messenger RNA of Castor canadensis (American beaver), 1571 nucleotides long. RefSeq names its product decapping exoribonuclease (gene Dxo). Gene Ontology annotation, molecular function: mRNA 5'-diphosphatase activity. Gene Ontology annotation, biological process: nuclear-transcribed mRNA catabolic process; NAD-cap decapping. The record is from RefSeq and is a predicted model, not a curated record. NCBI's taxonomy places the organism in Eukaryota, Metazoa, Chordata, Mammalia, Rodentia, Castoridae. Gene Ontology annotation, cellular component: cytosol; nucleus.
UGCCGGACCGCGGCUUCACGUCUGGGCUGCCACGGAUUGGCUCCCUCUGAGAGCAUUCCUGUUCAGGGACGGGAAGCGUGGACCGUGCACAGCUGCAGGUGGCCACGUUUGGCCCAAACUUCCGGUGUAAACCUCACCACAUCCCGCGUCUGAGGAUUUGCAAGCCACAGUCGCUGAAUGAUUCCGUCAUCAAAAGCAGAGAAACCACCUUUGCAUCCUUCUUCGGAAUUUUUUUUUUUUUCCUUCUUCGGCUUCUCACGUGACUGCCCUUACUCAUAGUCUUGCGCAGGUGGAAGGCAAGGUUGGAGAGCUUUGAGGACUUCAUGGAACCCAGAGAAACCAAGAGAAAAGCUGAGAAUAUAGAGGUAGCUGAGCCUCGACACAAAUCCCUCCACUCAGCACCCUCACUGCCCACAGAGCCUGCCCUCUACUCUGGACCCUUUCCUUUCUACCGGCGCCCUUCUGAACUAGGCUGCUUCUCCCUGGAUGCACAACGCCAGUACCAUGGAGAUGACCGAGCCCUCCGCUACUACAGCCCACCCCCUACCAACAGUUUAGGCCCUGACUUUGACCUCAGGGAUGGAUAUCCUGAUCGAUACCAGCCCCGCGAUGAGGAGCUCCGGGAGGGGCUGGACCACUUGUUACGCUGGCUUCUGGAACACCGAGGCCAGCUGGAGGGGGGUCCACGCUGGCUGGCAGGGGCCGUAGUGACAUGGCGGGGGCAUCUGACAAAAUUGCUGACCACACCUUAUGAGCGGCAGGAGGGCUGGCAGCUGGCAGCCUCACGGUUCCAGGGAACACUGUACCUGAGUGAGGUGGAGACGCCGGCUGCUCGGGCUCAGAGGCUUGCUCGGCCACCCCUCCUCCGGGAGCUUACAUACAUGGGCUACAAGUUUGAGCAGUACAUGUGUGCAGACAAACCUGGAGGCUCCCCAGACCCCUCUGGAGAGGUCAACACCAAUGUGGCCUUCUGCUCUGUGCUACGCAGCCGCCUGGGAAACCACCCUCUGCUCUUCUCUGGAGAAGUAGACUGUACAGACCCUCAGGCCCCAUCCACACAGCCCCCUACCUGCUAUGUGGAACUCAAGACCUCCAAGGAGAUGCACAGCCCUGCCCAAUGGAGGAGUUUCUACAGACAUAAGCUCCUGAAAUGGUGGGCUCAGUCGUUCCUCCCAGGGGUCCCAAAUGUUGUUGCCGGGUUCCGUAACCCAGAGGGUUUCAUCUGUUCCCUCAAGACCUUUCCUACCAUGGAGAUGUUUGAACAUGUCAGGAAUGACCGUGAUGGCUGGAAUCCCUCUGUGUGCAUGAACUUCUGUGCUGCCUUCCUUAGUUUUGCCCAGAGCACAGUUAUUGAGGAUGACCCCAGGCUUGUCCACCUCUUCUCUUGGGAGCCUGGUAGCCCAGUCACUGUGUCUGUACAUCGAGAUGCACCCUAUGCCUUCCUGCCCAUGUGGUAUGUGGAAGCCAUGACCCAGGACCUCCUGUCACCCCCUAAGACACCUUCUCCCAAGGACUGAUGCUUCGGAGGGGCUGAUCCUGUCUCAGUGAAGAUAAUAAAGCAUAUUUCUAAG